UUUCUAAACCUAAACAAGCAUGCGAACUUGACUAACGUGAGAGCUGAAAGCUGAAGAAGAAAAGGAUUUUAAUGUUUUGUUGACGACUAAAUUUAGUGCAUACAGAGUUUGAUUCAAAAUUAAUUGUUUUAUUUUCUAGAAAUCUAAUAUUUAUAAUAAUUCGUACUCAAUACAUACAUACAUAGUAUUGUGUAUCAUUCCUUUAAAAAUAAAACGUAGCGGUUAAAUAAAAAGUGUAAACCAGAUCUAUGUACAUAGAAGUCUCUGCAUAAACUCAGCCCAACAAGAUUAUGUCGUGGUGCAGGCUUUUGGCUUCAUCCCGGACAGUGGGUCGAACUCUCCUAAGUUCCACCAAAAAAUGCUCAACAGUCUCAAAAUCAGACCAAAUCACCGUCGUCUCAAAGAUCAAGAACUCAACCAGACUAAGCGACGAAAUCACAGACAUGGAUUUUGCCUUCGACUCGAAGCCCAGCAUCCUUGCACCAAAUUUAGGAACACAGAUUGAUUUUUCCGAGUACGGACCUACUCUUCCAAGAAGUCAAACCCUCGCUGCCUAUGUCAAUAGAUCACCAACCCUUCAGAAACUGGUAGACCUUGGAGUCGACUUAUCAAUUGUUGAGAAGAAAUUAGACAUUGCUGAGCAGAUCUUAAAACUUGAUUUUGAUCGAGAUAUUGCAAAAUACAUUCAAUUUUUCACGGACAUUGGAGUGCCAGCAGAUUCAUUAGGUGUGCUUUUUACAAAGAACCCAAACCUCCUCCUAGAAGAUUUGGAGGCAAUGCAGAAACGGAUCGACUACUUGAUGGUGUUAAAAUUUGAAUUCAAAGACUUUGAAAGGCUAGUUGUUGCAAAUCCAAAGUGGUUGAGUUUUAGUGUAGAGGAAAUGGAGAAAAGAGUUGCUUUCUUCCAAAAUGAGUUUAAACUGAACCUUCCUGAGUUCCGUAAACUGGCAUUGACCUGCCCUAAACUUAUCACCAAACACAUAAAGGAAAUCAGGGCGAAUUCGUUUUCCAUCAUCGUCGAGAUGGGAUUUACCAGCAACGAACGCAAAUCCAUGUUGAUGCAGAAGCCCCGCAUCUGGACACUACCCAACAAAGACCUGGUGGAGCGAUUCCACUUCCUGCACAAUACGCUCAAGAUACCACACAAGCAGAUAGUGAAGCAGCCACACGCGCUGCUCGCCCGUCUCAACUACGUUCGGCAACGACACUUUUUCUUGCACAGCCUCAGCAAGGCUCAAUAUGACCCGGCGCUUCCAAAUUACGUUUCGCUUUUAGCCCUCGUGUCGGGCAGCAGCGCCGAAUUUGCAUCCAACGUCGCCGGCUCCUCUGCCGACGACUUCAGCCGCUUCUUGAAGACCAUGUAGUCGAUAAAUGCGCGACAACGCCUCGGCUCUCUUUCUCUGCUUGCGAAAGGAAACACACACUCGACUCCCUCGGUCUGCCGAGCCGCUGCGCCUAAUUGCCUCGUGUCUUUUAAUUGCCGGCCAGAAUUUACAUUUUUAAUUGCCGCACUUAUUUUCAAUGACGACACGCCAAAAUGAUCAUGUAGAACGAAAUCCUCAAUAAAACUUAUUUUAUUCCAAAA
This is a messenger RNA of Neocloeon triangulifer, 1585 nucleotides long. It is a transcript of the gene mTerf3, whose product is annotated as transcription termination factor 3, mitochondrial. NCBI's taxonomy places the organism in Eukaryota, Metazoa, Arthropoda, Insecta, Ephemeroptera, Baetidae. Gene Ontology annotation, molecular function: double-stranded DNA binding. The coding region runs from base 291 to 1364 and encodes 357 amino acids. The record is from RefSeq and is a predicted model, not a curated record. Gene Ontology annotation, cellular component: mitochondrion. The transcript has 6 exons. Gene Ontology annotation, biological process: regulation of DNA-templated transcription; mitochondrial ribosome assembly.